Molecule: messenger RNA, 2674 nt
Organism: Hirundo rustica (Barn swallow)
Lineage: Eukaryota; Metazoa; Chordata; Aves; Passeriformes; Hirundinidae
Gene: SLC30A5
Product: solute carrier family 30 member 5
Exons: 16
Coding region: 88-2400 (770 amino acids)
Biological process (GO): intracellular zinc ion homeostasis; zinc ion transport; transmembrane transport
Cellular component (GO): membrane; Golgi apparatus
Molecular function (GO): zinc ion transmembrane transporter activity
Source: RefSeq, a predicted model, not a curated record
GCUCCCGGCGCAGGGCAGGCGGGCCGCUCUUGAGCUCCUGAGCGCUCGCAGCCGUCCCCCGCAGGAGGUCCCUCCCUCCGUCCCGGCAUGGAGCAGCCGUACGGCGGGCAGGCCCUCGCCGGCGGCGGCGCGCUGGGGCCCGUGGAUGUGCCCAGCGCCCGGCUGACUCGGUACAUCGUGCUGCUGUGCUUCGCCAAGGUCUUGAAAGCCGUGGGGCUGUUUGAAUCCUAUGAUCUCCUGAAAGUGGUCCACCUCGUGCAGUUUAUCUUCGUAGUGCAGCUGGGGUCUGCUUUUUUUAUGGUUUUGUUUCAAAAACCAUUUUCUUCUGGAAAGGUGGUAACCAAGCGUCAGUGGAUCAAAAUCUUUAAGCAUGCUGUUGUUGGAUGUAUCAUUUCACUCUUGUGGUUUUUUGGCCUCACUCUCUGUGGACCACUGAGGACGUUGUUACUGUUUGAGCACAGUGAUGUGGUUGUGCUGUCACUUCUUAGUGUCUUGUUCACAAGCUCAGGUGGAGGACCAGCAAAGACAAGAGGUGCUGCAUUUUUCAUCAUAGCUAUCAUCUGCUUACUGCUUUUUGAUAAUGAUGACCUUAUGGCUAAAAUAGCAGAACAUCCUGAGGGGCACCAUGACAGUGCUCUUACUCAUGUUCUGUAUACAAUCAUUGCUUUCCUGGGUGUUGCAGAUCACAAGGGUGGAGUACUGCUUCUGGUACUGGCAUUGUGCUGUAAGGUUGGUUUUCACAUGGCAUCCCGAAAACUAUCUGUAGAUGUAGGUGGAGCAAAGCGUCUUCAAGCUUUGUCUCAUCUUGUUUCCGUCCUUCUGUUGUGCCCAUGGGUUAUUGUUCUCUCUCUGACAACAGAGAGUAAAGUAGAGUCUUGGUCUUCUCUCAUCAUGCCUUUCAUAACAGUCAUCUUUUUUGUCGUGAUCCUGGAUUUCUACGUGGAGUCCAUAUGCUCUGUGAAGAUGGAAGCUUCCACCUGUGCCCGAUAUGGAUCCUUUCUUAUUUUCAUUAGUGCACUGCUCUUUGGAAACUUUUGGACCCAUCCAAUAACAGACCAGCUUCGAGCUAUGAACAAGCCACCACACCAUGAAAGCACAGAGCAUGUUCUUUCUGGAGGGGUGGUAGUGAGUGCUGUCUUCUUCGUUUUAUCUGCCAAUAUCCUGUCCUCCCCCUCCAGGAAAGGGCAGAAGGGUACCCUUAUUGGCUAUUCUCCUGAAGGCACUCCUCUCUAUAACUUCAUGGGUGAUGCAUUACAGCAAAGCUCCCAGUCAUUGCCCCGGUUUAUUAAGGAAUCACUGAAACAAAUCCUUGAGGAGUAUGAUUCUCGGCAGAUCUUCUAUUUCUUGUGCCUAAACCUGGCUUUCACUUUUGUGGAGCUUUUUUAUGGCGUAUGGACCAAUAGUCUUGGUCUUAUUUCCGAUGGAUUUCACAUGCUUUUUGAUUGUUCUGCAUUAGUGAUGGGGCUUUUUGCAGCUCUGAUGACAAGGUGGAAAGCAACUCGCAUCUUUUCAUACGGGUAUGGACGUGUAGAAAUUCUCUCUGGAUUUAUUAAUGGCCUCUUUCUGAUGGUGAUUGCUUUCUUUGUCUUCAUGGAAUCAGUGGCGAGACUGGUAGAUCCUCCAGACAUAGAUACAAACAUGCUAACUCCAGUCUCUGUUGGAGGGCUGAUUGUAAACCUUGUUGGUAUCUGUGCCUUCAGCCACGCACACUCCCACGGUGCUUCUCGGGGAGGCUGUCCCACACAUGAUCACAGCCAUUCUCACCAUGGCCACAGCCACAGCCACGGGCAUGGCCAUUCCCACAGUGACCACGGCCACAGCCACGGACAUUCCCAUGGAUCUUCUGGGGGAGGCAUGAACACCAACAUGAGAGGUGUGUUUCUGCAUGUGUUAGCAGACACUCUUGGCAGUGUUGGUGUUAUCGUAUCCACGAUAUUUAUUCAGCAAUUUGGAUGGCUCAUAGCUGAUCCGCUCUGCUCUCUCUUUAUUGCUACAUUGAUUUUUCUUAGUGUUAUCCCACUAUUGAAAGAUGCCUGUCAAGUGCUUUUGUUGAGGAUACCUCCAGAACAGGAGAAAGAUCUGCAUGCUGCUUUAGAAAAGAUACAAAAAAUAGAGGGAGUUAUAUCCUACAGAGAUCCUCAUUUUUGGUGUCACUCUGCAGCUGUUGUGGCAGGCACAAUACAUGUGCAAGUGGUAUCAGAUGUGAUGGAACAGAGAAUUGUACAGCAGGUCACAGCAAUUCUGAAAGAUGCUGGUGUAAACAACUUAACUGUCCAAGUGGAGAAGGAAGCUUAUUUUCAACACAUGUCUGGACUCAGUACAGGAUUUCAGGAUGUUCUUGCCAUGACUCAGCAGCUAGAAUCCAUGAAAUACUACAAAGAUGGUACUUACAUCAUGUGAUACGAAGUUGUAGUGGCCAAAGGAGAUGUAAAUGGUCAAGCUGUUGGAUUCCAUAUUUGUAUUUUUGCUGGGAGAUCUUGCACAUACAUGUACAGAAACAAAUGCACUAUAUAUUUGAAUUUUUGUAAGUGUACUAUCUUUGUUAAUUGGAUUGAGAUGCUUUUAUAAAGGAAAUAAGAAGGAUUUGAGUACUUGCUGUAAAUGUGAAAAUAAUCAAAAUCUUAUAUAAUAUACUUGGUGUUUAUUAAACAGAAGUCUUGAAACUUGCAGAUGA